This is a messenger RNA of Mauremys mutica (yellowpond turtle), 2003 nucleotides long. RefSeq names its product monoacylglycerol O-acyltransferase 2 (gene MOGAT2). Bases 117 to 1124 code for a protein of 335 amino acids. The record is from RefSeq and is a predicted model, not a curated record. Gene Ontology annotation, biological process: diacylglycerol biosynthetic process; triglyceride biosynthetic process. NCBI's taxonomy places the organism in Eukaryota, Metazoa, Chordata, Testudines, Geoemydidae. The transcript is spliced from 6 exons. Gene Ontology annotation, cellular component: endoplasmic reticulum membrane. Gene Ontology annotation, molecular function: diacylglycerol O-acyltransferase activity; 2-acylglycerol O-acyltransferase activity.
UACGUUGCACAACUUGCUGUACUGUAAGACGAUGAAAUGCAGGCAAAAGACUUUGCUCUCUGCUUUUCCCACUUGAGGAAAGUCCUGUGCCGUUUGAAUCACACAGUUGGUCCAAGAUGAAGGUUGAAUUUGCUCCUCUCUCUAUUCCUUUAGAGAGAAGGCUUCAGACUGCUUCAGUAGUUCAUUGGGUCUUCAGUUUCCUGGGACUAGCACAGUGCUGCAUAGUUUUCUUCAUCGGCCUCUUCUUCACUCGCUUUUGGCUGGUCAGUGUCCUGUAUGCAACGUGGUGGCUUCUGGACUGGGACACGCCAAGCAAAGGUGGGCGACGGAGUCACUGCAUCAGGAACAGCGUCAUCUGGAGACACAUGAGGAACUAUUUCCCCGUCACCCUGGUGAAAACGGCGGAGCUGGAUCCAAGUAAGAACUACGUGGUCGGCUUCCAUCCCCACGGGGUCCUGGUGGCCGGUGCCUUCCUCAAUUUCUGCACCGAGGCAACGGGGUUUUCGCAGCUGUUCCCGGGGUUGACCCCUCACAUGAUGAUGCUGACACUCUGGUUCAGAGUCCCCUUCUUCAGAGACUACCUGCUAAGCGGAGGCCUCGUCCCGUCCGACAAAGACAGUGCUUCGUACGUGCUGAGGAGGUGGGGAGGCGGGAACGUGCUGGCCAUAGCCGUGGGAGGGGCCCAGGAGGCCCUGGACGCACGGCCCGGAGCCUUCACCCUACUGCUGAAAAAGCGCAAGGGGUUCGUUCGACUGGCCAUGGAGCACGGGGCUCCACUUGUCCCCGUGUUUUCCUUUGGAGAGAACGAGCUCUUUGACCAGGUCAACAACCCAAAGGGCUCCUGGCUGAGGCGGACGCAGCACCGUCUUCAGCAACUCAUGGGCAUCUCCCUCCCCCUGUUCCACGCCCGGGGCAUGUUCCAGUACAGCUUCGGGCUGCUCCCGUAUCGACGGCCCAUCUUCACCGUGGUUGGGAAGCCAAUUAAGGUGGAGAAGAAGCACAACCCAUCCCAAGAAGAAGUCGAUCGAUUACAUCAGACGUACAUUGAGGAACUGUGCAAACUCUUUGAGGAGCAUAAAACUAAAUACAAUGUCCCAGAGGACAGGCAUCUUGAAUUUAUAUAAACCAGGCCGUCCCAUUUGUUGAUACUGGGGAUGGGCCCGAAAAUUCAGCUCCACAUUUCUCCCCCAUCUGGAGCGUUCAGAACCUAAGUUUUGGAUUCAGCCCUCUAUAAAGCUAGGGGCCAGCUACAGAUUUGGGGUCUGUUUCCUCAACGUCUGUGUGUGUUUUGAUCCGGAGUUUGAAUUUAGGCCUCUAAAUACACUAGUGCUGUAUGGUACUUUCUGCAGUUUCCCACGCUUUCUAAUGUCAUGAUCACUUGGUAAGAGACUGUCAAAUAAAAAUCCCAGCAAUAUUAAAAUUCCCCUUUUGUAAAACUCCUAUUUCCAAUUCAGCCUUAAGAAUGACAUCACCUUUAUUAAAUCACCCUGCUAUUUCCAGACAGUGACGAACUAGUAAGACCCUCCCUGGCACGUAACUCUAGAUGGGUGUUGUUUUCACAGGUUACCCAUGAAAACAUUCAGGCUCAAAGAAGCAGAGGUCAUUGCCCUCAGCCUCCAUAUGGGCUAUUGAGCCUUUCACCACUAGGUCGCCUUUUUGGCUUCAAGAGAGGUUAUGUCUGCACUGCAAUCAGAAAGGGCAAUUGCAACACCCGUGCACAUACCCAACUUGGCUUUGAUCUAGCUAGCAGGAUAACUGCUACGGAGGAAGAAUAGCAGUUACGCUGCAGGAGCAGCGGUAGCUCCAAAGGCCCGGACCCUGAGUGGCCUUUGCCCAGACAUGUCUACAUGUGCUGCAGUCACACCUCCUGACUGCCAUGUAGACAUACCCAGAGUUAUUCAACAUUCAGACCAAGGCAACCGAUAGGAACAUCUGUCCCAAGGGAUAGCUCAAAUCAGUCACCAAUGAGCUGAGAACAGGCACUGAAAAAAGAAUGUUUAUUC